Messenger RNA from Populus nigra (black poplar), 1945 nucleotides. RefSeq lists its product as uncharacterized. The coding region runs from base 427 to 1875 and encodes 482 amino acids. The record is from RefSeq and is a predicted model, not a curated record. The transcript is spliced from 5 exons. Lineage: Eukaryota; Viridiplantae; Streptophyta; Magnoliopsida; Malpighiales; Salicaceae.
ACUAUUUCGUCUCCUUCCUCAGAUUAUAUAGAGUUUGAACUUUGAACUAUGCAUGCAUGUAAUGUAACUGUGAUGUAUACUGGUGGUCUCCUUUUCUUUUCUUUUGUUUUUUUCAGAAAGAACACUGUAGCAUUACUGUCUAAGUUGUUAUAUCACAUGUGGGGUCAAUAUUGAGUGUAACAGUAGCCCUUUUUAGACCAUGAUUCUCGGGUAGUCAAUGCUGUUUCCCUCUUCAGCUUCACUGUUCAACUGCUUCCUCUCUUUCUCUCAUCACUUGUGCUUUACAUAAAAAUGAGGCACAUGCCUGUAACCAAACCUCUCACUAGGGACUACCAGACCUAAGGUAUAAACUUCACCAGAGACUAGUCCAGAAGAUUCCUCUACUUGUUUUAAAUCUAGAACAUUGCAGUGACCCUCCUCACAACCAUGGAUCUCACUGCUCCAAAAUAUUUUCAACCUCCUCCUGUUUUUGUUCCUAAUGGGGAACCAGCAUUGGAGACCAAGACCAGCACAAGCUUCUAUGUGAAGGUUAAGGAAAAUCCAUUUGCAGACUCCUUUCAAGACCCACUGUGCAAGCUCAAUCUCAAGGAGACAUCUGAGUUUGUCAAAUCAUUUCCAAUGGCAAAUAGCAGCGCCGAAUGCAGAGGAUUUCUUGAAGUUUCAGUUCCAAGGAGAACAGAGGGAGUGAACUCAGUUACACAGAGAAGAGUAGAAGCUCCUCCUACUCCUGGUAGGCCAGUAUUUAGCUUCAGUGUUGGUAAUCUUGCAAAAAAGAGCUUUCCAUCCAAGUGGGAUGAUGCAGAGAAGUGGCUGAUAAGCAGUUCUUGCCACGAGUCUCCUGCUCAUGUCAUAAAGCCAUCACCAGAGUCUUCAAAGAUUCACAAACAAUGUGAUAAUUUUAAGCAGCAAAUAGAGGUAUUUGCGGAGAAAUCAAAGGUUACGGAGGAGAAAGCACCAAAAGUCACUACCAGCUUUCAAGGGUCAGUGGCUUUGGACCAACAUAACUCAGCCACAGCUUUUAAUGGGACUUCUGUUUCUGCUGAUAUGCUUCUAAAAGAUAAAUUCACAAGCGAGGUGGAGCCGGUUUUACCAAGUUUUAUAUAUUCAGGGCCAUCGAAAGAAGGUUUUCUCUUUAGAAACUUAGACAAUGAAAGCAUGAAAGAUGCCGGCACUGAAAUAAUUCAUGAGGUGAAACACAGAGAUGUCGGGACAGAGAUGACUCCACUAGGCAGUUCCAUGAAUUCUAGGUGCCACACCCCAUUCAAGAGUUCAUCGCCUGCUCGUCAUAACACACCUGCCAGUAGGUCAGGCCCAUUGGCAUUAGGGAACUCGGGCAGUGGCAAUAAUUCUAUUGACAUUUCACAGCUGCAAGAAUGUCAUUUGGCUAAGCUACAUCUUGGGACGCAAUAUGGUUCUGUCACAUCAAAUUGGAGCUCAAGGGAAGAGGAAGAAGAGGAAAUAUCAAAGAGCCUGAGACAUUUUGAAACAGGCAUUGUAUCUCAGAAAAGUGUUUCAGACUCGAGAGCUGCUGCAUGGGAAGAAGAGGAAAAGACAAAGUGCUGCCUUAGGUAUCAGAGAGAGGAGGCGAAAAUUCAAGCUUGGGUUAACCUCGAAAGCGCAAAAGCAGAAGCGCAAUCAAGAAAGCUCGAGGUGAAAAUACAGAAAAUGAAAUCAAAUCUAGAAGAGAAGUUGAUGAAGAGGAUGGCAGUUGUGCACAGAAAAGCUGAAGAAUGGAGAGCAGCAGCUCACCACCGGCACACUGAGCAGACUCAAAGGGCUAGUGUACAAGCACAGAAGAUAAUCAUAGACAGACAUAACAUGCAAUUUUCUGGCCACACUUCUUGUGGUUGCCUUCCUUGCAACAAUAAUCAUUGAAACAUAACAAAAGAUGGAUGUAUCUUUAGUUCUGUAGGGAUAUCUAUCAGAAUGCAAAUCUUUUUUUAUA